ACAUCUGAUCUGGUGAAGCGACGCUUUUCCUCGCGUUUCAACAACUUGCCUCCCGAAUUCGACGCGGCCGCACCGCCAGUUCCUAGUCUGCCUCCUCUCGAGCGCUUCAACACCGAUUACCAACCCCCUCCACCGUCAAGAGCAGGACCAGGGGCUGCUCCCGUUGUCGACCUCAAGGCGCUGCGAGACCCGAAUCUCGUUCCCGACCAGUAUGUAGCCUCGGUGCUGAGUGAGGCGAGCGAGGACCAGAUCCAGGAGUACAUGGAGUCGCUGCAGGGCAUCAAGGCACGCGCCGCCGCAGAUUUGCAGCAGAAUCUCUUGCAAAAUCGGACUCAGUUCAUCAAGAUUAGCAAAGAGGCGGAGAAGCUCAAGGGGGAGAUGCGAGCGCUGCGCAACCUGAUGUCCGAACUCAAGGCGAACACGACGGCCCUUCGGCAAGCGUCUGGAAGAAGCGAGGUGGACUCGUCUAUUGGAGGGGCUGUCACUAUGAGCAAACGUGAUAAGCGAAGCUCUGUUGCGGACCGAAGUGCCCUCUGGACUUCGCAGAUGCAAACGCUCUACAAGACAGUGGAGGGUUCGCAAAAGUUCCUCCCAAACGCGAUAGGCCGCCACGUGGUCCUCAACGCUGGGCCUUGGAUCGAGCUGGACAAUGCGACGUACAAAAGCAGGAGGGCCAUGCAAAUUUUCCUGCUCAACGACCAUCUUCUCAUCGCCUCCCGGAAGAAGCGCAAGGUCGACGCGCCCAACGCAGACACUCGCGGGCCCAUGGUAAAGCUCGUAGCUGACCGCUGCUGGCCCCUUCUUGACAUUGAGGUCAUCGAGAUGCCGGGGACGGGCGAUUCCAUGGGCGGCCGCAACAAGCUGGCCGACGCCAUCAUGGUUCGGGGCGGCGGUCAGGAGACGUUCAUCUACCGCACGGAGAAGCCGGAGGCGAGCGAGAAGAAGGCGCUGAUGAUGAAUGUGCGCAAAGCGGUGGAAGAGCUGCGCAAAGGGUUGCAGUCCGAGAUGGAGGCCAAUAACAAGGCCAGAGAGACGAUCAACUACUUUGCAUCCAGGGACCCGGGGCUGCUCCAAAAGACGGAGCUGCUGGAGACUCUUUCCGACAUCAAGGACAUGAUGAUCGAGGUGGACGGCAAGCAGCAGAACCUCCGCUGGGUGGAAGGCCAAAUGGACGAGCUCGACAUCGACAUCGCGCUCCAGGGGUUCGAGCCCGCCGUGGCUCGUGUGGAAAAGCUCAAGGGGUUGGCGAGAGGCCUCAAGGGCAACACCGUGGCCCAGGACUUUAUCAACUUUGAGGUUGAAGAGCGGUGCGCCAAGCUCGCCACCAUCAUUAUUCACGGUAUGGAGACGACGCACCACCAGCAGAGCAAGACGAAGCGGAACCUCAGCUGGUUGGCAAGACUGGGCUAUGAAGACAGGGCAAGGGAGGCAUAUCUCGCAGCCCGCGGCGACACAAUCCACAAACGAGCCAGACAAUGCCUGUUCCAGGGUGAUUUGCAUCUGUACAUCUGGCAGCUAUCAUUCGUGUACUUUACGCUCAUCCACAACACGGUGCAGUGCUUCCAGAGCUGCUUCCCUCCGCCGAUGAUGAGCACCUGCGUCAAGUGGGCAAAGGAGCAGGUCGAGGCGUUCAACGUGAUUCUCGCCAGGCAGCUGAGCAGCACGGAGCCCGGCGGGCCGGAGUGGACGAAGUGCAUGGACCAGGCGAAGGAGCACGCGAAGAAGCUGUCUGAAGUCGGGCUCGACUUUACGAGCUUGGUGGGCAAGGGCGUUGAAGGGCCGCCGAGCAAGCUGGCGGCGGAGACGUCGGAUCUUGUUGGGCUGGGGCUGGCGUGAGAGUUGAAUGAUGCACGAUUGUGAGGGAUGGUGUAAGGAGAGUUAACCUUGGACUGAUAGCGUUAUCCAUGG
Messenger RNA from Trichoderma citrinoviride, 1908 nucleotides. Its product is annotated as exocyst complex subunit. The annotation marks the transcript as partial. Gene Ontology annotation, biological process: Golgi to plasma membrane transport; intracellular protein localization; exocytosis. The transcript has 2 exons. NCBI's taxonomy places the organism in Eukaryota, Fungi, Ascomycota, Sordariomycetes, Hypocreales, Hypocreaceae. The record is from RefSeq and is a predicted model, not a curated record. Gene Ontology annotation, cellular component: exocyst.